UUUAUUAAGUGUUGUAACGAGCUUAAGUUAAUAAUAUGUCUGUUGUAACAGAAUUGGAUUUCAUUGUUGAACGAAUUUCUUUCUAUCAGUGUCAUUAUAUCAGCUGAGUAGCUGACAGUGACACUCUAUUGUUUUGGUUUUGAGGUUAGAAGUUAUACAUUGUUUAUCAAUGUUAACACUGAACACUAUGAAAACGGUCAAUUUUGUAGUGAUACUGUGUUAGAGACUUACCUAAUGAAGACAAAAAAUAUUUUCACGAACAUUUAGUGCUGUAAGCUUUAGCGAUGAACUCGACAGAGUAUAAGAAGUACCAUGAGUCGUUCAUGCAGAAUAACCACGGCUCCACAGCGGUGCACACCUUCCUGUGUAUAUUUUUCACCGUACAAUGCACUAUCUACAUUGCUAUUAAACAGAGAUUCCCGAUAUGCUGCCAGUAUGUCUAUGAAUACUUGGUAUUAGUGCUGCCAAUGAUAAUUGCUCACACAGUUAUUCCCGAACAUAUAUACUCGUUAAACAUAAUAGCAUCUGUGAUUUUGUUAUUCAAUCUUUUAUUUUCUUAUCAGAAUGUGUAUAAGAAGUUUAUGCAGCAAAAUGUCUUUCACAAUGAUAGGUUAGCUUUAAUUUCAUGUUUAAGAGGACUGACAUACCUGAUUACUGGGUUAUGCAUAUUAGCAGUUGAUUCCCAAGACUUUCCAAGAUACUUGGCGAAAACUGAGCGGUUCGGAUACAGCCUAAUGGAUACUGGUGUUGGGUUGUUUGUUAUUGUAAGUGGAUUAGUUCAUAAAGACUUGCGGAAGGAAAGGUUAAGGAAAAUUGUAACGGGAAAUGUUAAAGUUAUAUUAAUACUGACUAUUCUUGGUGUUGGGAGGUUUGUAUCUGUGAAACAAUUGGACUAUCAAGAACAUGUCACAGAGUAUGGGGUUCAUUGGAACUUUUUCUUCACAAUAGCAGUUUGUAAGAUUAUUUCAACAAUACUUUUGUACUUCUCAGACCAUACCCUAUUAUUGUGUAUAGUUACCUCAUUGUUUCAUGAGUUCACUUUGUUCUUUGGUCUACAAAACUGGGUGUUUGGUGACAGCCCUCGAGAUUCCCUAAUAUCAGCCAAUCGGGAAGGAAUUUCCUCCUCCUUGGGAUAUGUAGCCAUUUACCUGUAUGGAGUCCAUGUAAGAUCGUUACUAUUACAUAAAAGAGUCACUAAAUAUCACACUCAAAUUCAGCUUGUAAUUGAAACAAUUAUAGUAUGGUUUUUGAUGUAUUUUGUGAAUUUAGUCCGACCAACUUCUAGAACAUUGGCUAAUCUUGGAUACUGCCUCUAUACUGACAGUCUUUUAAUAUCAAUGACAACUGUACUAUAUUUUGCUACAGUGCUGUAUGAACAUAAAGAUGUAUAUUUUAGUGUACCAUUAUUACUUGCACAUAUAAAUAAGAAUGGAUUAUUAUAUUUCUUGAUAGCAAACUUACUGACUGGUGCUAUUAAUUUAUCCAUGAGAACUUUAUUAGUGCCUAGUAUUUUAACUUUUGUGAUCUUAAAUAUUCAUAUGAUUGUCACACUGAGGCUCAUAGUGUGUUUGAAUUUUCUAGGAAUAAGAAUAUAAAUAAAAAAGUGAAGACUGUCGAAACUUCCUCCUCCUAAGUGUUACUUGUAUUUAGUUCCGUAAGGGUAUUUGAAAUAAAACCAUAAAUAAUAACAAAUAAAAUUUAUUAAAAUUAGCAAUUGCAAUUCAUAUACAUUACAGAAUACAUUUAUAUAACACUUUAUAACAAACUCUACUGACAUAAAGUCAAGGCAAGAACAAAACGAAGGUAUUAAUGUUUAUAAUAAUUAAUAUCUAAGUACAUAGGACUAAUAUAUUUUUAGUUUAUAAAUGCUUGCGUCAUGGAAUUAAAUACAUUCUGGAGCGGUUUAUAACCAAUGGCAAUACAAACUACUAAUAUAACUGUGCUUGUUAGUGCACCAAAGAAGGGCAAUUGAGCAAACAAGCAAAUUCUUUCCUUUAAUAGACUUCGAAAUAUAUUGGAUACAUAUUCUUUUGUAAACAAAGGAAUUUGUAAACAAAACAUUUUGGCGAUGGUAUGAGUUAAAAUCUCGUGUGCAAUGUGCAUUCAAGUGAAGUGUACUGGUAAGUGACGUCACACAGGGUUACUUGCUAGCCCCUUGAAUGCAUUUAACUUUGUAUUUUUUGAUAGUGUAACUAAUAUGUAUUAGUGGAGCGCCUGGUGCGUCAAAAUCAUAGAAACCUCAGACUUCAGUGAAUGAAUAAUUUUUGGUAAACUUUAGUAUAAGAAAGAAAAUGCCACCUCAACCAAAAAAAAUCAUUCACUGUAGCAAUUUGCCGAGGUCAAAACCCCCAGGCGCUCCACUGUAUCCAAAGUUAUGUAGAAAUCUUUACGAUAGAUAAAUAUUAUUUUUUUAACGUAAAUAUAUUGCGCAAGCAGUCAAAUUAGGCCUUCACCUUCUUUUGGGCAUAAAUUAUCUGACCUGUUGUUUGCCAGAGACUAUACAAGUGUAAGCAUACAUACAUAUUUAAAACAAAGUUGUUUAUAUAAAAUUUGUUUUGCACAUAGAUUUGUUUGAACACACAUUCUUUUUAUAACUAGUCAUAAUCAUAAUUUAUUUUCAUGCUAUUUUGAUCUCAGUUUACAAUUCCUAAUAUUUUCACAACAAUUCCAUAAAUAUUGUAAGAACAAAAAGUUCUCUUUUAACCCUAACCUACUUUAACAUUUUAUGAGCAUUUAUGAAAAUUUAAUCGUUUAUCUAUUGUGACUUUUCAAGAUAUUGAUCUGGUAAAUGCGUCGGCUUAUAAUUUAUUGUAUUACUGUAAAACUAUUGUCUAUACAUUCCGUAUUCUUGUCCUGUUUCAAUUUUUAUUAUAAUUUCAAAAUUCAUAAAAAUAUAUUAUUUUUUCUA
Molecule: messenger RNA, 2908 nt
Organism: Trichoplusia ni (cabbage looper)
Lineage: Eukaryota; Metazoa; Arthropoda; Insecta; Lepidoptera; Noctuidae
Product: phosphatidylinositol-glycan biosynthesis class W protein-like
Exons: 1
Coding region: 285-1595 (436 amino acids)
Biological process (GO): protein localization to plasma membrane; GPI anchor biosynthetic process
Cellular component (GO): endoplasmic reticulum; membrane
Molecular function (GO): glucosaminyl-phosphatidylinositol O-acyltransferase activity
Source: RefSeq, a predicted model, not a curated record